UUUCAAAACAUUAUUCCAAAAAAAAAAACAAAGGCCAUUUCUGAUAAUCGAUCAAAUAUUUGAUUUUGUUGUUAGUCGAAAAUGUCAUUGAAUCCUAAAUUAUUUGCUCAUGGAAUGCCAGCACCAUUUCUCAAUGAAUUGUUCGUCUUUGCUAGCGAUGGAAUUGAAUUUCAGAUCGAUAACAUUCCUCGUUUAGGAGAAGUACAAACAAAAGGAACCAUUUACUUAUCGAAUAUCCGGAUGGUCUUUGUUGCAAAGAAUCCUAGGGACAACUUCAUUGCUUUUGACAUUCCCUUGCUUUUUGUUCAUGGCGAAAAAUUAAAUCAACCAAUAUUCUUCUGCAAAAACAUUUCUGGAUAUGUAAAUCCGGUUAUACCAGCUAAUGCUAACGAAGACAGCAUAAUUCCUCAUUCGUUUAAAAUUAUGUUCAAGGAAUGUGAUUGUGAGGCUUUCACUCCAUUAGUUUUCAAAUUAAUUGGAAAAGUGAGACGACGUUACAGACGGUCAAGGGCAAAGCAUCGCGUAGAUCCUCUUCAUGAAGCAACCAAAACACCAGUCGAUGAGAUGACGAGAUAUGCCUAUGUCGAUCCCAAUGAUUCGACAAGUAUCUUCUUGCAGCUGCAGCCUACUCCAAAGUCUCGACUCGGGUGUCGUAUGAAUCAGUCACAGCCUACUGCUGAAACAUCCAUAUAGCUCUUGCUUCAGCACAUUUCUGAGCUACAACCUCUGCAGUAACAUUGAUAAGUACCACAAUUAUAGCAAGAACAACUAGUUUGUAGCCUUGCAUGCAUGCCUGCUCCUCUCAACAAAUUCGUUAGUUUUUCUAUUUCAUGCUCGUUCCGUGCUGGAAAUACUUGUACAUCAUAUCCUAUUUCAUGCCCGUUACGUGCUGGAAAUACUUGUACAUUGCCAGUACCUUUGCCAUUGCGUUUGCCAGUCCCAUUGCCACUAUUGCCAUUGUUGUUGCCAUUGCCAUUGGUUGCUGCAGUAGUAAUGUGAAGGUAACUAAGUCCCAAAAUCAUCAACAACAACAAAGUCAUGGUUGUUAGUACUACUUUUUUUGCCAUGGUUUAACUAAUUAAGUUGACAAUUGUAUAAUAAAAAUGUGU
Solanum stenotomum is the source of this 1109-nucleotide messenger RNA. Its product is annotated as UPF0664 stress-induced protein C29B12.11c-like. Lineage: Eukaryota; Viridiplantae; Streptophyta; Magnoliopsida; Solanales; Solanaceae. Gene Ontology annotation, cellular component: nucleus. The transcript is spliced from 6 exons. The record is from RefSeq and is a predicted model, not a curated record. Bases 82 to 693 code for a protein of 203 amino acids. Gene Ontology annotation, molecular function: chromatin DNA binding; transcription coactivator activity. Gene Ontology annotation, biological process: positive regulation of DNA-templated transcription.